GCCCCGGGGCCGGCGCGGCCGGCGGCGGGGUCGGGGCGGCGGGCAUGAUGCGCACGCAGUGCCUGCUGGGGCUGCGCACCUUCGUGGCCUUCGCCGCCAAGCUCUGGAGCUUCUGCAUCUACCUGCUGCGGAGGCAGAUCCGCACGGUAAUUCAGUAUCAAACUGUUCGAUAUGAUAUCCUUCCUUUAUCUCCUGUGUCCCGGAAUCGGCUAGGCCAGGUGAAGAGGAAGAUCCUGGUGCUGGAUCUAGAUGAGACACUUAUUCACUCUCAUCACGAUGGGGUUCUGAGGCCCACAGUCCGACCUGGAACACCUCCUGACUUCAUCCUCAAGGUGGUGAUAGACAAACAUCCCGUCCGUUUUUUUGUCCAUAAGAGGCCUCAUGUGGAUUUCUUCUUAGAAGUGGUGAGCCAGUGGUAUGAACUUGUGGUCUUUACAGCAAGCAUGGAGAUCUAUGGCUCUGCUGUGGCAGAUAAACUGGACAAUAGCAGAAGCAUUCUUAAGAGAAGAUACUACAGACAGCACUGCACUUUGGAGUUGGGCAGCUACAUCAAGGACCUCUCUGUGGUCCACAGCGAUCUCUCGAGCAUUGUGAUUCUGGAUAACUCUCCAGGGGCUUACCGAAGCCAUCCAGACAAUGCCAUCCCCAUCAAAUCCUGGUUCAGUGACCCCAGUGACACGGCCCUCCUCAACCUGCUUCCAAUGCUGGAUGCCCUCAGGUUCACCGCUGACGUCCGCUCUGUGCUGAGCCGAAAUCUUCACCAACACCGGCUCUGGUGACAGCUGCCCCCCCUCCACCUGAGCGGGGUGGGGGGGAAGGAGGGCGC
This is a messenger RNA of Suncus etruscus (white-toothed pygmy shrew), 826 nucleotides long. RefSeq names its product CTD nuclear envelope phosphatase 1 (gene CTDNEP1). The record is from RefSeq and is a predicted model, not a curated record. The coding region runs from base 45 to 779 and encodes 244 amino acids. Gene Ontology annotation, molecular function: protein serine/threonine phosphatase activity. The transcript is spliced from 8 exons. NCBI's taxonomy places the organism in Eukaryota, Metazoa, Chordata, Mammalia, Eulipotyphla, Soricidae.